AAAGAUGUCUAUCUAGUGAUGGACCGCCCUGCUAGCUCAAGCAAUGUUAGCUAGCCAGCUGCGCUGAAAUGGGCGUUCACUGCUGAGCCGAUACUCAACUAGGGGCCCAUGCGAGUGACAGCAUCGGGUUUUGUUGGUUUCAGUUUCAUGAAGAAUUAACAUACACGCUGUCUUUGAGCCGUGUAUGUUAUUAUCAGCGUUGGUCGUGAUAGGUUGCAGUUAAUGCGCAAUACUAAUACAGGGGGCUGUUGCUAGCAAAGGCAUGAUGUUGCUAGCUCUCCAAACGGAUGCUCACUGAGGUUGAUGUGUGAGGCAAACCACAGCCAGGGAACCAGGAGCAGAUACACCGCUGUGAUUCCAGCUUUACGCUUGGAGACUGCUAAGAAGACUGCACAUGAAUGUGUCUUCAUGAUGACUGACCUUCAACUCUCCACUUGCUGUAACUAAGAAAUGGAAUAGUCUCAACUCUGCUUUGACAAAGCUUGAAGCAACCACUCCUCCUGACAUCAUCUUCCACGACAUAGGCCUGUUUGUCUGGAAACAAGUCAGGCUUUGAGCCAAUACCAGUAAGAUGCCCGGAAGAAAGCAUCCCUACAGGCUGAAGCCUAGCUACACCAACUGAAAGCGUAAGACAACUGCAGCUCUCUUUUUAAAGGAUGUGCUGCUGAUUGGAUGCUACAUCUCAUUCUUCUUCCACCUCUCCAGACGUUGAGUGUGUGCCAGGGUUUACAUUGAAUAUGGUGACCAAAAAUGGUGCUUGAAUGUGGCAUACUGGUGCAGAGUAUGCUAAAGAGGGUGAGGCUUUUUCAGAAAAGUACAACAGCUGACUGAUAGUCUGCUGCCAAUAAUGGAUGCCAAGUUAAAGGAGGACCUUUUUCGAAGGUAUGUAACGGCACUGGAGAGGCGUCUGGAAGAUGGAGGUGAAUAUACAGCAGGGGACAGAGGGCGGCGUAAGGACAGCGAGGCCCUACUCUCAACAGCUACAGCUCUGCUAGGGGCCUACCAGCCGGAUCCUGGACAGCGUUUUCGGAUGGUUCGUUUCUACGAAAUGGUGGAUAAUUCUCUCCGCUGCCAGAGAGGAGGCAACAUCAGGAGCCUGGAGAGAGCCUUCAACACAUUAGAAACCAUCUGCACCAACCUCUUGCUAUUCCCCUGGAAGAAGGAGUUCAGAUGUAUAAAAACCUUCACUGGCCCAUAUGUGUACCAUCUGCAGUCAGCCAUCUCUGAUCCUGAACUCCGGACUCUAAUGCGCACCAUUGGCUACGCCUGUGACCAUGAUUCGCAAUUCCAUUUGCAGGAGCACCCGGGAGGCACAAAUCAUCUCCGGCAGUUGGCGUUCGAGCUCUUCUUGGCCCAGGCAGAGUGUCGUCUGCUGGGAGAGGUAGUGGCUCUGGCCCGUGGCUCGGCCUCAGAGCUGGAGGCCCUGGAACUCCGCAAAGGUUGCAGAGAUGAUGCAGCCGGCUGUGCUGAGGCGCUCCGCAGACGCGACAGCCUCGGGGCCGAUAUGGCUCGGCUGUCUGUGCGCCCGUUGGAUUUAGAGAGGCCUCAUGCCCACCACCUGAGGCGAGGUAGCCGACCAUCUAAGUCUGUGGAUGUUACAGAUGGAGCUGGUCACUGGCACGCAGCAGUCAGCAAGCCUGUGUUAAAGGCCUCGCUGAGUCUGAGGAAGGAGACUCUGUUUGUGGACACAGAGGAGGAUAUGAAGGAUGAGAUCCUCCGGCCCCUCACCUCAACGUCUCUCUUCUCUGUGGCCGCUCCUCAGUCCUAUAGCCCUAUUGCAGAUUUCUUCCCUAUUCAGUCACCUCCCCCGGCUGACGCUUACACAUCUUACCACCUGUCCUCUUUGGAUGAAAUUGACUUGUACACAGAGAGGGGCGUUGGGACGGGGGGAAGACAGACCCCCUCUCGCCCUCCAUCCAGAGAGCCUCGGGAUCAAAGGGAUGCGUGGCUGCUCAAAGCUCACGGCAGUGUGAAGUGUCAGGGCUGUGGGCUGGCCUGCUCCUCUAUGGCCUCCUGCCAGAGGUGUGACAUGAUCCUCUGCUCUACCUGUCACGAUGUGGACCCCUCCCCUUGUUGUGGCCUACAGGAAUACCACCCGAAAUCCCCACGGCCCCUUGACGGAUACAUUCCUGUGAAGGAAAAACUCUCCGUGUACUCAAAUACGCACUCCCACUCCCAUCUACAUCCACACCCCCUCACGCUGACCCACUCACACUCCCACCCCCACCCUCACCCCCAGAUGGUGGAGAAACCCCUCAUGUCCACAAAGCUGUUUGCCAGCAAGUCUGUUGCCUUGACAACGCCAAAGGGAGGCAGCAGUGAGCGACUGAGCUUGGGGGGAUCGCGAUGUGGGUUUUGCAACAAGCCAGGGGCAUCCCACACCUGUGUGAACUGCUCCAAGGUGUCAUGUGACUCGUGCAUGGGCCUGUAUGCGAAGGAUAUUUGCACCAGAAAGAAUCCCCAGCACAGCUUUGUGCCCAACCAUCAGCUCAACUUCAAAUCUGGCACCAUAUCUCACCUGGUGUACCGAUGAAUCAGGCAGACAGUAUUUGUUUCUCCCUCCUAGUCCCCUCCCUCAACCCGCUGCAUAGUCUCGCACUAUUGCUUUAGCGCUGUUCCUGGUUAGCAACUCAUUCACUAUCUCCCCCUUUAUCUGCUGGUCUUUUAGCUCUAUCUUACCCUCUCUUGAACUUUGUACAUUUUCUCUUACCAUCAGUAAUGGCCCUGAAAUGCACAUGCCACAGAGAGCCAUAUUGUCUGCCCAUCUCUUUGCAUUGUACAAGUUCAGGCCUUUUAUCUAUUUCUUCUUCCUUUUACCCUGCUACCUGCUCUUGAGUAGUUUUGUGAUGUUGUAGCGCUUUCCCCAAAUCCUCAAAUGUUGUCCUCUUCAAAGGGGAAACUGGAAAAAAGGGAGAGAAUUCCUUCUUAUUUUGAAUGAAUUCCGUCCAAAUGAACAUAUAUACUUUGCCUAACUUCUCAGCUAAAAAAUCCUCUAAUAUAAAUAUAUAUAUAUACUGUGUGUGUGAGUGUGUGCGUGUGUGUGUGCGCAUGUGGAAAAGACCUCUGAGCUUGCAUUGUGAAACAGGAGAUCUUUUUAAACUUGAAAAAUAGUAUGGAAACACAGAAAACAUACACUGGAAGUCAAUAAGUCAAUAGUAUAUAUAUUUUUAAUCUCUAUUCUCGAGAACAAUGUGAGACUGUUAAAUGGGCAUGAGGUCUGGCAUUGGGACUUUUGGGGUUUAAACUUGUGUCUGUGGGGGGACACACAUCUCAAAGGGACAUAUUGAGACAAUGGUCAGAUGCCAUAUAUUAUAUUUAAAAGAUUAUGCCUUGUAAAUUAACCCUCAAUUGUUUCUGGUUAUAUGACUGAGGUCUAAACGCUGCUGUUGACUUGAGACAUUGAUGAAGAUAAUGAA
Messenger RNA from Notothenia coriiceps (black rockcod), 3416 nucleotides. RefSeq names its product spermatogenesis associated 2 (gene spata2). Gene Ontology annotation, cellular component: cytoplasm. NCBI's taxonomy places the organism in Eukaryota, Metazoa, Chordata, Actinopteri, Perciformes, Nototheniidae. The transcript has 3 exons. Gene Ontology annotation, biological process: regulation of necroptotic process; protein linear deubiquitination; regulation of tumor necrosis factor-mediated signaling pathway. The record is from RefSeq and is a predicted model, not a curated record. Bases 848 to 2533 code for a protein of 561 amino acids.